AUGAGAUUUUUCAGCUCAGUGAAGCUGGUCUCAGUGGUUACUGGGACUCUGGUAGGGUGUGGUGGAGGCUGGGUUUUAAGGGCAUUAGUGCCACAGAAUGGCCAGGCAGAGUGCCAGUGCACAGUGCAGGUGAAACUGGAGUUGGGCCACAGAGCUCAGCUGAGGAAGAAAGUAACAUCAGAGGGCUUCACUCACGACUGGAUGGUUUUUGUCCGAGGGCCAGAGAAUGGCGACAUCCAGCACUUUGUAGAUAAAGUUGUCUUCCGACUACAUGAGAGCUUCCCCAAACCCAAGAGAGUGUGCAAGGAGCCUCCAUACAAAGUGGAGGAGUCGGGAUACGCAGGCUUCCUGAUGCUGAUUGAAGUUUACUUCAAGAACAAGGAAGAGCCAAAAAAGGUGUGUUUCAACUACGACUUGUUUCUGAAUUUGGAGGGCAACCCUCCUGUUAACCAUCUGCGCUGCGAGAAGCUCACCUUCAACAACCCCACCAAAGAUUUCAGGAAAAAGCUGAUCAAAGCUGGAGGGGUAAUGGUGGUUCCAGAGGUGGCUGAAGCAGUGUCGAGGCCCAGUCCAGACUAUCCAAUCCUCCCCACCAUCCCCCUCUCAGCCUUCUCAGAUCCCAAGAAAACCAAGACCUCUCAUGUGUCAAAGGAAGCCAGCAAAGAAGGAGGUAGUGGCAGCAGCAAAGGACCCAAACCGCACAAGAUGACCAAGGAGCACCGUGAAAGACCCCGAAAAGACUCAGAAAGCAAAUCCACAUCAAAAGGGGACAAUGACAGAGAAGGAAGCAGCAAGAAUGCACGUGACUCUUCCUCAUCUUCAAAAAAGCCAUCAGACAUCAAAGUUAAAGAUGAUGUAAAAGUCAUGCCCAAGGCAGCCUUCAAGGAGCCCAAACUCACCCUGAAGGAGUCAAAGAUGGAGGGUAUGUCUCCUAAAGGAGGGGGGGCUGGAAGUGGAGGGGGCGGUGGUGGAGGUGGGGGAGGAGGAGGCUCUGCAGAUUCCAAAGCCCCCAGCAAAAGACCUUCUACUGUGGAGUCCCCCAAACCCAGUGCGAAGAAGCAGAAAAAAGGCAGCUCCGAGGGACCUAAAGGCGGUGCUUUCACGGGGUCCCCUCGUGUAUCGUCGUCAUCUGCUGCCAGUCAACCUUACACAGACAAGAAACACUCCAAGGAAAAAGGUCGCUGGGCCAAAGGUAAAAAUGACACACAGGAUGUGAAAGAACCCAAAAAACUUCACGAAUCUGAAGAGUCGAAUUCAGAGGAUGAAGCAUCUUCGAAAUCUGAGCAAUCAGCUCCAUCCAGUCCUUCAAACUCAAGUUCUAGCUCCGACUCGAGCUCCGACUCUGACUUUGAGCCCGGACAGAAACCAGGACAAGGUCCCCUGCGAUCCAUGGUGGAGGAAAUCCAGUCAGAGGAGUCAGACGAUGAUGACAGCAGCUCCGAGGAGGGGACCCCUGUCAAGGCCAAUCCCCCCAAUCGCGACUCUCGAUUGAGCCUGGACAGCGAGAGUGACAGCAGUGACUGUUCGCACCGCCCCAGUCGAGACCCUGCACCACCCCCACAGAAACACAGCUCUUCCAAUAAUAAAGUGUCUGGCAGAAAGAGUCCAGACUCCUCGUUCCGUUCUGAGAAGAUGUUGAAGAAGGGAUACGACAAGGUAGGAAGGGCCUACACCGAAGAAUUAGUAGACCUCCACCGCAGACUGAUGGCUUUAAGGGAGAGGAAUGUCCUACAGCAGAUCGUCAACCUAAUUGAGGAGACGGGCCACUUCAAUGUGACCAAUACCACCUUUGACUUUGACCUCUUUUCACUGGACGAGUCCACUGUUCGCAAACUACAGAGCUACCUGGAAGCGACAGCCACGUGA
Nerophis lumbriciformis (worm pipefish) is the source of this 1866-nucleotide messenger RNA. NCBI's taxonomy places the organism in Eukaryota, Metazoa, Chordata, Actinopteri, Syngnathiformes, Syngnathidae. The record is from RefSeq and is a predicted model, not a curated record.